AGAUUGCUGGUAAACCUGACCCAGCCGGCCUUCCUGUGUUUCAAGAGUCACAUCCCAGAAGACAUUGCGCAAUAAUUACUUGGACCUCGAGUCCCAUUUACAGACUAUGAAGGAGGCCUUCAUAAAUGAAGACGUGUUUGCUGCCAUAACAGGAACACUUGGCGACCUUCUGAAGCUGGACUGGGAGUAUCGUCAUGAAGAGCACAGACUUCUCAUAGAGCGUCUGCUGAUACUGAUCAGGAACGUGCUGCACAUUCCCCCCAACCCGGACGCCGAGCAGAGAACUGAUGAUGAUGCCAGCGUUCAUGAUCAAGUGUUGUGUAAAGGCAAGCAGGCCUGGUCAGAAGAUGCAGAGAUGUAAGUGAGAAGAUUGUUCGAGGAGUACAGAGAUAACCCUGCAGUAUCCCUGUGUAUCCUGUUCUGAAGAUUGAGCCGUGCAGGGCCAUGGAGAGAAGAAGACGAACUGGAACUGAGGGAACUGUAUGAGAAACACCGGGAGGCUGAUGACCCAGUUGGUGGAAUCCUAUCGGAGAUGUGCAAGCGGUGCAGUCGUCCCAAGAUCAUGGAGAAACUGUUGGCCAUGGGUCUGGUGGGGGACAGGAAGGAGCUCUACAAGAAAAGGGCCGGCAAAUCUGGGGCCAGGAGCAGGAGAAAGGGGUGUAACUCUGACGACAGUGGAGAUGAUGAUGAGGAUGUUGGAGUUCCACUGGUACCGCUGACGGAGGAAAAUGAGACGGCAAUGGAGGAUGAAGUGUUCUUGGACUUCUUGAAACGGCUAGGCAUCGCCCCUCCAGCAAAUGAACAGGAGGCAUUCUGGCGCAUCCCGGCAGGAAUCUCACCUGCUGAACUCAGAAACAUGGCUGACGGACUGGUUCUGGACGAAAAUGGUGAACCAGUCAAUGCAAGUAAAAUAAAAAUGAAAGCUCCUAGUGUGUCUAAGAAGCAAGUAGAAUCGUCCAGUUCUGAUGAUGAGGAUGCUGGUAACCGUGGUAACUUGUCUACAAAGGCUGGGAACCAAUCCAAAAAGAGUCGCCUUAGAAACAUGGCCGCCUCUGAAAGCGACAGAGGCGUGUUUUAUGGAAAAUAUGGUAAAUAUCAUUUGGAUAAAUUGCUGAAGACAUAUUUUUUCUUCAGUGACGUCGUCUCACUGAGACGUCAAAAGAAAGACAACUCUUCCAAUGACCAAGAUUCCUCUCACAAGACACAGUCGCCUGCCCCUAGCUCUCCCCCCAAAAUGUCCGCGAGCUCUUCACAGAAGAAAAGGAGGCUGAAAAAGAUUGUGGAUUCUUCAGACAGUGAUGAUGAUGUGCCAUUGAGAAGUUUGACCUCCCAGCAGGGUCACAUGCCAUCCUCAUCGGUGGUCACUCUGAACAGGUCUGACUUGCUGGAAGAAGAUGACAGCAAUAGCAAUGAUGUCAGGCACACAGAGGCAGGGGACCAAUCACUGGAAACAGAGAGUCACACAUCGAUAAGAAAGGCAGAGACAGGGGACCAAUCACAGGAAACAGAGAGUCACCCAUUUGCAAGGCAAAAAGAGACAGGAAAUCAAUCACAGGAAACAGAGAGUCAUCCAUUACUGUUCCUGUCCAGUAGUGAUGAAGGCAGUGACAUUGAAGACACCAAACAGACUGAAAAUAGGCCAGCGAGUUCAAACAGUAAAAGGUCAAGGUCGUCACGUUCGGGGUCAGAUUCUGAUGGGUCAAAGGUCACCCAGUCGAAGAAGAAAAUGAGGCUGGAAUCAUCGGGCAGCGACUCGGAGUCAAAACCAGAAGCGUCGUUCCCAGCCACACUGUACACGCAGGGCCCAGAGUCCGACUCCGAUCUAGACGACCACGUACCGCUUAGAAAGGCGAUUAAGAAACGCAACGCCAUCGACAGUGACGAUGAUUGAUGUGUAACAUAACCAGCUUACGGUGACUUUUUUGUUGUCAAUCAGUUCUAUGUAAUGUUUGGUUGAAAGUUGCUGCUGCUGAUAAUGAGUAGACGAUGCAGAUGAUGAUGACGACGACGAUGAGGAGGAUGACAAUGCAGAUAAUUAUGAAGAUUGUGACGAUAUAUGUGAAUAAAAAUUUUGCCAUAUUUAAAUUAAUGAGUGUUAUUAACAUGAAACUAUGAUAUUUACGAUGUACAGGUACAUGUUUUUGACAAUAUUUGUAAGUGCAUUUUCUUCUGAACUUCUUUCUUUUAGGGUUACACUUAUUGGUAUGUGUGGGCUUGUUUCCAUCUAUGGAUGCUACACAAAUAUUGGUAUGUGUGGACUUGUUUCCAUCUAUGGAUGCUAUACAAAUAUUGGUAUGUGUGGGCUUGUUUCCAUCUAUGGAUGCUAUACAAAUAUUGGUAUGUGUGGACUUGUUUCCAUCUAUGGAUGCUAUACAAUUAUUGGUAUGUGUGGGCUUGUUUCCAUCUAUGGAUGCUAUACAAAUAUUGGUCUGUGUGGGCUUGUUUCCAUCUAUGGAUGCUAUACAAAUAUUGGUCUGUGUGGGCUUGUUUCCAUCUAUGGAUACUAUACAAAUAUUGGUAUGUGUGGGCUUGUUUCCAUCUAUGGAUGUUGUAAUAUGGAUGAUCCUCGCUCUGGAAAAACCAGGCUUAAUGUAUGUGUGUAAAUUAUAGUCCCAGUUUAGCCUGCGCAGUCCACACAGGCUAAUCAGUGAUGACGAAACUUACCGACUUUGCUUUAUUUUCUUUUAGAAAAGACUUCAUGUAAAGAGAAAUGUCCAUAAAAGAGAGUUUUGUCUCACUGUUGCCUUUUCGGACUGCUCAGGAUAAUAGGGGACGACACUUAACGCACAUGCAGUAAGUCCAGAUCUCCUAGAGCGAAGCGGAAAUUAAUAAAACAUUUUACUAAAAAUUG
Molecule: messenger RNA, 2851 nt
Organism: Dreissena polymorpha
Lineage: Eukaryota; Metazoa; Mollusca; Bivalvia; Myida; Dreissenidae
Product: dentin sialophosphoprotein-like
Exons: 14
Coding region: 533-1891 (452 amino acids)
Biological process (GO): DNA replication checkpoint signaling; replication fork arrest; DNA repair
Cellular component (GO): replication fork protection complex
Molecular function (GO): DNA binding
Source: RefSeq, a predicted model, not a curated record